AUGGAUGCAUCCCUGGACCCUCAGAUGGACGCACCCCUGGAGGUUGAGGGAUGCUUAAUAAUGAAGGUAGAAAAGGACCCCGAGUGGGCAUCGGAGCCCACUCUGGAAGGAUCGGAGAGCUCUGAGUCUGAGACCUUUCGCAAAUGCUUCAGGCAAUUCUGUUACGAGGAUGUGACUGGACCCCAUGAAGCUUUCAGUAAACUCUGGGAACUUUGCUGCCGGUGGCUGAAGCCCGAAAUGCGUUCCAAGGAGCAGAUCCUUGAGCUGCUGGUGAUUGAACAGUUUCUCACCAUUUUGCCCGAGAAGAUUCAGGCGUGGGCUCAGAAACAGUGUCCGGAAAGUGGAGAGGAGGCGGUGGCCCUGGUAAUACAUUUGGAGAAAGAGACUGGAAGACUAAGACAGCAGGUUCGCAGUCCUGUGCACGCAGAGAAGCAGAUACCACUGGGAGCAGCAUGGGAGGUAACGGACUUUCAGCCAGAGCAGGUGGAGACCCAACCCAGACUGGUGUCUCUGGAGGAAGCUGGAGGCCUCCGCUCAGGACGGGAGGAGCCGCCGAACUGGAAGAGAGAGCAUCGGCCCUUACCCAAGAAUGCUCGGCCUUCUCCCUGGCUUCCUGUUCCUGCUACUGAAUGGAACAACAUAGGUCAGGAAGGAACAACCACACCAUUACCUGUUGUGUCUCAGGGGCCGGUGAAAGAUGUCCGCGUGGCGAGAGGCUUUUCCUACAAAAAGAGCGUACAUCAGAUUCCCGUUCACAGAGACCUGUACCGGGAUAUUAGGAAAGAGAGUGCUGGGAAUAUGGUCUCCCUGGGAAGUGCCGUGUCCGUGUCUAACAAGAUUGCCCGGUUGGAGCAAAGAAAGGAGCCAUGGACCCCAGGUGUACACUCUUCUAACAAAAGGAGUAUUCUCCGAAGCAACUACAUCAAGGAAAAGCCGGUUCAUGCGACUCAGAUCCCCGCGCGCAGUGCGGGGCGAGUGUGGGGCGAGCAGCAGCACUGGGGGUUGGAAGACGAGAAAAUAGCAGGCGUGCACUGGAGCUAUGAGGAGACGAAGACGUUCCUCGCGAUUCUCAAGGAGUCUCGCUUUUAUGAAACGCUGCAGGCUUGUCCCCGGAACAGCCAGGUGUACGGGGCCGUGGCCGAGUGGCUGCGCGAGUGCGGCUUCCUCCGGACGCCGGAGCAGUGCCGGACCAAGUUCAAAAGUCUCCAGAAGAGCUACCGGAAGGUGAGAAACGGCCACGUGCUGGAACCCUGUGCCUUCUUUGAGGACAUGGACGCCCUGUUGAACCCCGCAGCCCAUGCUUCAGCCGCUGAUAAGCCAAAGGAGAUUAUCUCUCUCCCCAGACUGAAGAGAGUUGAUGUCAAUGCUAAAGAACAGACCAGUUUGUUGGAGGAGGAGGAAGCCGCAGAGGCAUCCGAUGGUGACGAGAGGGGUGUUGCGUUCAUCCGGAAGUCUGAGAUUCGUGGCACCCCUGUCUUGUUCCAGAACCUGAGCGGUGUGCACUGGGGCUACGAGGAAACCAAGACUUUUCUUGAUAUCCUGCGGGAGACUCGGUUCUACGAAGCCCUCCAAGCCUGUCAUCGGAAGAGCAAGCUGUACGGGGCCGUGGCUGAACAACUCCGGGAGUGCGGCUUCCUCCGGACGCCAGAGCAGUGCCGGACCAAGUUCAAAAGCCUCCAGAAGAGCUACCGCAAAGUGAAAAACGGUCACGUGCUGGAGUCCUGUGCGUUCUACAAGGAGAUGGACGCGCUGAUCAACUCUCGGGCCGCUGCCCCUUCCGCCGACACUCCAGAGGAAGUCCCAUCACCCUCAGGGCAAGAGAGAGAGGAGGUUGAGAUGGAGUCCCAGGAACCCACAGGUUGGGAACCUGAGGAGACCUCACAGGAGGCAACGGGAGAAGAUUCUGGCAGCGAGAGAACGAGUGAGGAGGAAAUCGUACACGAGUCGGAAUUCCAGGGGCCCCCGGGUCUACUGCAAAGCCCGAGCGAUUUUGAAAUUGCACGUAGUAUCAAGGAGGAUGCAACACAGGUAAUCUACAAGGACAUGGAACAGCAUCGGGCACUGAUAGAAAAGUCUAAGAGGGUUGUUUCCCAGAACGCUGAUCCAGGUAAAUACCGGAAAAGGGAAUGCAUCUCAGGAAGACAGUGGGAAAGCCUUCAAGCGGUCAGGCAGGGAAAGCUGAUGUCUCAGCCUCGAGAUUUAGGGAGAGCCGCAGCGCAUCCGAGGCCUUUGGUGGGGAGGAGGCCCUACCGGCUUCUCAAAUACGGAGACGGCUUGGGGAGGAAUGCUCGUCUGAUGUGCCGGGUCACCCACCAGAAGGAAAACCCUUACCAGUGCGGUGUCUGCGGGAAGUGCUUCGGCAGGAGCAGGAGCCUAAUCAGACACCAAAGAAUCCACACGGGAGAAAAGCCGUUCAAGUGUCUUGACUGUGGGAAAAGCUUUAACGACUCCUCCAACUUUGGUGCCCACCAGAGAAUCCACACGGGGGAGAAGCCCUACAGGUGCGGAGAGUGUGGAAAGCGCUUCAGUCAGAGCUCCAGCCUCAUCAUCCACCAGAGGACGCACACGGGAGAGAAGCCUUAUCAGUGCGGGGAGUGCGGGAAGAGCUUCACCAACAGCUCGCAUUUCAGCGCCCACCGCAGGGUGCACACUGGCGAGAACCCCUACAAAUGCGUGGACUGCGAAAAAAGCUUCAAUAACUGUACGAGGUUUCGCGAGCACCGGAGGAUACACACCGGAGAGAAGCCCUACGGCUGUGCCCAGUGUGGCAAACGUUUCAGUAAGAGCUCUGUCCUCGCCAAGCAUCGGGAGGUUCAUUCCAGAGAGAAGCUUCUGCCACACCCACCGCCCGCCUGUGCCCUGGAGAGCCCGCCUAAGGGAAAGACUGAUGACUUCAGGAAAACGUUUUGA
Molecule: messenger RNA, 2910 nt
Organism: Puma concolor (puma)
Lineage: Eukaryota; Metazoa; Chordata; Mammalia; Carnivora; Felidae
Source: RefSeq, a predicted model, not a curated record